CCGACUUGCUGUGCGCGUUGAAAAACAUAUUUUUUAUUUUCUUUUCCGGUUUCGAAACGUGGUGGCCGCGGCACACACCGGAUACGGUUGGUCACACCGCAUUUUACGUUGUGAUUCGCGUGCGUGUGUGUGCGACGUAAAUAUUUGUUGUGUUUACAUGUUAUUACUUAUUAUUAUUUUUCGUGUCGAAACAGAAUAAUUGCUAUGAACCGUCCGCCGUGUACGGUAUUUCGCCGUCCGUGAACACCGUUUAAUUGUUAUUUAUUUAAUCUCAUGAGUGUACACAUGUAGAUUUUUUUUUUAAUUUUAAAAUUUCGUUUUUAUUUUUAUUUUUUUUUUUAUGAUUGUUGCUGAACUUAACUUUGCCGCCGCUGUGACCGUUGCCUAUCGUCAGGAGGAGGACGUCCGUCAACUUUGCCGUCACUGCCACCACCGCCGUCGUCGUUUACCGUUUAUCGCGUCCGUUGUCGUCGCCGCCGCGCGUAUCCGUCGUUCCACGUAAUUUUUGCUGUUUCCUGAUUAAGUCGUGUGCACUAUAAUCUUCACCAAUGGGCGACCGAGUGUACGCGGCUGAAAAGCUCAUGAAGAAGCGUGUCAGGAAGGGCAGAGUUGAAUAUCAUGUAAAAUGGAAAGGAUGGGGACCUAAGCACAAUACUUGGGAACCCGAAGAAAACAUUAUUGACACCAGACUUAUUGAUAUUUUUGAGCAAAGUCAAACACGUACAGAUAAUAAUUCUCAUAAACGAGGUCCUAAAAGAAAAACACAAAAUGCACACAUUGAAACACCAACUACAGAACCUACCCGAAGUGACUAUGAAGAUGAAAAUGCAGAUGGUGAUGUACCUGAUUAUAACAGCCAAGACGAAGCUGAAGUGUGUCCAGAGUCUACAAAUGGUGCACCUUUAUUGCCCAGACAUGAUGAUGACACUGAAGAAGAUAAAACAAUUGAUGAUGAUUCAUUGGCAGAAAUGCCAAAGUUAAAUGCAGCUGUAAAAGUUGAAUUGAAAGAAGAAAAGAUAAGCGAAGAAAAGAAGACACCAAUCAUAGAAGUUAAUGAUACACGAGAAGAAGAAAAGUUAUCUCCAGUGGUGAAACCUGCACCUUCACUUCUAGUACCAUCUACACCGAAACAAUCUUCCAAAUCACCUCCACCUUUACCUAAACCUCAAAAAGUUAAACGUAAAGCAGAGGUUUUGUCUAAAGAAUCUGGUAAAGUUGGUGUAACUAUAACUACCAGUCCUCCCGUGACAGAUUCUAAAGUGCCCAAAUUACAAUCUCCCACCAAUAUUCAAAACACAAAUAGUUUUCCUUCAGUAGUACCUACUCAAGAUGGUGGAAGAACUCCUAAAAGAAAAACGUCAGAACAUGCGGUUCCUGCAGUUUUAACAAAUCAAAUUUCCCCAGCACCUGAAAAUCAACAUUUAACCCUGACGGCUAUUCUUCAAAGUACUCCAGCAAGUGUAAAAUCAAGAGACACUUUAGCUGCAGCAGCGCCCAUCAGUUCCCGGACAUCUGGUGAACCAGCUAGGCCGCAGGAGGAUGCUGCAACUGCUGUAACUCAAGGGGCUGGGGGUCAACAUCAGGUACUUGAUACAGCAUCCGUUGCUGAAACUCCCACUCAGCGUUUACAGUACAAGACGAUACUUGCAAACCCAGGUCCUGAGUAUUGGCUUGCACGUAAUCCAGUUGUAGAUAAUGUUUUUAUUACUGAUGUUACAGUUAAUUUGAACACUGUGACAAUUAGAGAAUGUAAAACAGAAAAAGGAUUUUUUAAGUCUAGUGUUGAAACUAGAAUUUAAUGAAAUUUAUGUUAAAUUUUUAUUUAAAUAAUAAUCCUAUGGUGUUAGAUAUAAUAUGGUAGGAGCAAUAUUUUUUUUUAUGGCUAAUAAAUAGAUAGUUAUUACAGUUAUUAGUAAAAUAUAAAUAUAUUUUUAAAACUAUUUAUAUAUAUAUAUAUAUAUACAGGGUGAUUGAUGAAGCUGUGUUUCAAGCACUGAAUAAUAUAUACAUUUUGAAAAAAUGAGAGGUUAUAUGCUUAGAUGAUUUUUUAAGCUGUGUUAUCAUCUCAUAAUAUGAGAUUAUCUUUAAUUUUGUAAUUUAAGUGAUUCAAAUAUUUUGUAUUUUGCUCAUUCAAUGUUUUGACAUGAAGUUUAUUGCAAAUAUUUUCUCAUGUAAACAUUUUUGUACUUCUACAAUUAAAUGUUUUUUAUCAUUAAUUGUUCUUGACAGAAUUUAUAGGUCUUCCAUUUGGACAACCAAAAUCUAUAUCAGUGAUUUAUUCAAGCCUAUACGUCACCCUGUAUUGUAAGUAUAGAAAAUUCUUCAAAUUGAUUUUUGUGAGCUAUAUAGCUAAACAGAUUCACAUUUCAAGUUUUUUCCCUAAUAGUAUUAAUAUCUUUCAAUCAAAUCUUGUUACAAUAUUUUUACCAAAUAAUGCAUUGAAUGUUUAUUUUAUAUUUAAAUGAGCAAUUAAGAUCGGACUUAUGUGCUUAAAAAUAAGUACAAACAUGCCCAAUAUUCUUCCCUAAUAUAUUCUAAGAGUCAAUUUAAAAAACAGUAUUUAUAGAUUACCUAAUAAUAAUUAAUAUUAUAAUGAACCACUUGAUUUUAUAAUAAUGGAUUAUGCGAUUAUUUAAUAUUAUGUACGUCAUAUUUUUUAAGUUUUUAUUUAAUUAUUGUGUAUUAACUCAACAUAUAUGUUAUUGAUUUCCUCUAAUAGUGAGUUCACAGAAACAAUUUUAUCAACCCAAAUGAUCUCUAGUUUGUCAUGAAUUUUGUUUUAUAUACAUACUAUAAUAUAUUUACUGGUAGCAAAAAAAAAAAUAUAUAUUCCAAGCUUAAUUUAAAGUGUAAACAGCUAUAAGAAUUGUUGAAAAUCCAAGUUAAAUAAAUAUUAUAGUCUAAAUUGUUCUUCUAAAAUGGUAUAGGGGUAUGAAAUGUAUUUCCAAUAAUCUGAAAACUAAAAAAAAAAAAUUAGGAAUGAAUAAAACUUAUAAAUUAAAAAAAAAAAAAAAAAAUUAAAAUUAAUUUCUUGUAAAUUAUAUUUUCUUCUAGUUUAAUAUUUAUAAUUAUUUAUAAGUGUUAUUUGUUGUUUAAACUAUGUUUCUCUUCAUUGCUUUUCCUCUUUACACUUAUUAAUUUAUUAUUUUACCCAACAUUUUUUUAACAUUAUUAUUUAUAUUAUUUUUAUUAUGAUUAUGAUUGCACAUUAAUUUCACUAUGAUUUUUAGCACCCGAUAUUCAUAAAAAAAAAAAAAAACAAAGUAGUUUUUUAUUUGGUUUAGGGAUUGUGCCGUACUAUUACUUUGUUAAUUUUUUUUUUUUUAUUGUUUCAUGGAAGAUGCGGUACACUUCCUUAACAAAUUAAUAGUAAAUUAAGUUCUAACAUACAACAGUUAAUUCAUAAUUAUUGUGUUUAUUUGAUUAUUUUAGUUAAGUUUUAAAUAACAAUUUACGUAACUGUAUCACUGGUUGCUUUACGUAGAUUUUAUUAAAAAUUAAAUAUAUGCUUUGUUUCGUUUAAGUUUUCACAUGGAAAAAAAUAUUGUGUCCAACUAUCUUUUAUCAUCAUAUGUAAGGCAUAUUGUGGUUUGUUUUAAACCUAAAUUUUUAUUUGUUCGAUUUCUUAACUAUUAUUGACUGUAUACAAAAUUCCCAUAAAAACCAAAACUAAAGCAUUAUAAUGAUGUUCUCUAUUUUAUACCCAUCUCUAGUCAUGGCCGGUCUUUUCUAAUCGAAAUGAAUGUAUUGUUUUUUUUUUCUAUGAAAAUGUAACGUUUUAUUGUUAUUAAUUAUUGUGAAUUUUGAUGCAAAAGUAUUAAUUACAGGACACGAUAUUAUAAGUGGCAUAUUUUUGUGUUGCAAUAUUUACAUUGUAGGAGUUUUACUAUAGUUAUAUGUGCCUUUGUAAUAAAUGUCGAGGAUGUUUAAAUAA
Molecule: messenger RNA, 3934 nt
Organism: Aphis gossypii (cotton aphid)
Lineage: Eukaryota; Metazoa; Arthropoda; Insecta; Hemiptera; Aphididae
Gene: Pc
Product: chromobox protein homolog 2
Exons: 6
Coding region: 549-1799 (416 amino acids)
Source: RefSeq, a predicted model, not a curated record